AUGAAGUUCACUACGGCUAUCGUUGCUGUUCUAGCAACCGUUGCUGCUGCCAGCCCCUUCGUUGCCCAUAAUGGCACGCACAAGGACAUGCCCAAAUGCGCCUAUGAGUGCCUCGAAAAGCUCUUCAGGGAGACGACCAACUGCAAGGAAGAAGACUACAAGUGCAUGUGCGACAAGAAGGUGAACGCCGAAGUCAUGAAGAAGGCUCCUAAAUGCAUUCUCAAGGCCUGCGACAUGGCCAAAGCCCUGAAGGCAAAAGCUAUUGCCGAGAAAACAUGCAAAGCUGUGAAAAAGGCUGCGGAGGCGGAGGAAGAGGCUCUUGCAAAGAACUCUACCAUCGCACAGAACACCACUAUCCAUGCCAGGGCCUUUCUUGCACGCAACACUACUGUUCAUGGUAUGGUCCUCAUUCCGCACAACUCGACCGCCAACAAAACCCUCCUCUCCGCCUAA
Messenger RNA from Beauveria bassiana ARSEF 2860, 453 nucleotides. RefSeq lists its product as uncharacterized. The transcript has 2 exons. The record is from RefSeq and is a predicted model, not a curated record. Lineage: Eukaryota; Fungi; Ascomycota; Sordariomycetes; Hypocreales; Cordycipitaceae. The coding region runs from base 1 to 453 and encodes 150 amino acids.